AUGGCUACCAAUCUAGCUGUUUCUCUUGGAGCAACAGUGACCAUGAGUUCAGUCUGGAGUUCUGUGUAUGUUGCUGCAAAGGCUAUAGAUGGUAAUCCAAAAGAUGUUACUGGACAGACACUUGUUGGUACUGAUUGUGCUGCUACAACGAAGUCUGAUAAUCCUUGGCUUCAAGUUGACUUGCAAAAGGAAUAUCUUGUGUCACGUGUUAGAGUUAUCCCUAUAGGUGAUAGAGGUGAAAAUCUGUAUGUUUAUGUUGGUGACAGCUUAAUAAACAAUGGGAAUGACAACCACGAGUGUGGAAAGGCUCCAUAUGACAGCUCUAAUGACCUUAAUGCAAUAUGGCGAGAUGUUAGCUGCAGUCCACCUGUUUGGGGAAGAUACAUUAAUUUACAGAGAAUAGUGACAAAUCACGCUCUUCAUGUAUGUGAGGUGGCUUUCAACUAUGAGUUGGAGAUUGCUAUUCUAGACAAUAAUAUGAAUAUUGAAGGAACAAGUGUGGCAGUUGAUGAGAAUCAAGUUUACUCUAAUCCUAUUGAUUGUGGUGUCAGUCCUGAUGUGACCAACUUUAAUUCUCUCUUGCAAUGGAAACACAACACAACCAAUGAUGUACCAUCUUCAAGUGUACAGAAUGCUGGCGUCUAUCAGAUGUAUGAGAAUGGUGUGCAGCAGCUCUACAUUAAGUCAGCUAGUGCCUUUAACAGUGGAGUGUAUACAUGCCAAUAUACUGCAACUGAUGGCUCUAUAGUGUCAAAGUCAUUUACACUGAAUGUUCGUGUGGUGGAUUGCAUUUGGGGUAGUUGGAGUUCAUGUAGUGUUGAAUGUGGAAAUGGCACCAGAACUCGGCAGAUUAGUCAAGCAGCUACAAUGAGUGGUCAGAUGUGUACAGGACCAUCAACUGAGAUCUGCAUAGUCACAUCUUGUAUGGCUACCAAUCUAUCUGCUUCUCUUGGAGCAACAGUGACCAUGAGUUCAGUUUAUGAUUCUCUGUUUGUUGCUGCAAAGGCUAUAGAUGGCAAUCCAAAAGAUGUUACUGGACAGACACUUGUUGGUACUGAUUGUGCUGGUACAACAUCUUCCUUGAAUCCUUGGCUUCGAGUUGACUUGCAAAAGGAAUAUCUUGUGUCACGUGUUAGAGUUAUCCCUAUAGGUGAUAGAGGUGAAAAUCUAUAUGUUUAUGUUGGUAACAACUUAACAAACAAUGUGAAUGACAACCACGAGUGUGGAAAGGCUCCAUAUGACAGCUCUAAUGACCUUAAUGCAAUAUGGCGAGAUGUUAACUGCAGUCCACCAGUUUGGGGAAGAUACAUUAAUUUACAGAGAAUAGUGACAAAUCACAUUCUUCAUGUAUGUGAGGUGGCUGUCAACUAUGAGUUGGAGAUUGCUAUUCUAGACAAUAAUAUGAAUAUUGAAGGAACAAGUGUGGCAGUUGAUGAGAAUCAAGUUUACUCUAAUCCUAUUGAUUGUGGUGUCAGUCCUGAUGUGACCAACUUUAAUUCUCUCUUGCAAUGGAAACAUAACACGACUAAUGAUGUAUCAUCUUCAAGUGUACAGAAUGCUGGUGUAUAUCAGAUGUAUGAGAAUGGUGUGCAGCAGCUCUACAUCAAGUCAGCUAGUGCCUUUAACAGUGGAGUGUAUACAUGCCAAUAUACUGCAACUGAUGGCUCUAUAGUGUCAAAGUCAUUUACACUGAAUGUUCGUGUGGCACCAACUCCACCUCGGCAUGUGAGAAAUUCAAGUGUGACAUCAAACUCAGUUACUAUUCAGUGGAGUCCUCCCUUGAACUCAAACGGCAUUCUUCACUUUUACACAGUUUACUAUGGCACUGAUACUUUACACUAUGACACGUCUCGUGACAUUCCCACUAGUCGAAGUAGAUACACAUUGAUGGAUCUCACUCCAUACACAACAUACUCCAUAUACAUGUCAGUUACAAACGAUGUCAACUCUAACUCAGAAAGUUCACCUAGCAACGUUAUUCAAGUACAAACUCUUCGGUCUCCUCCACUUACACCCAACAAACCAUUAGCUGGUAACACAAGACCAUCAACAACAACCAUAACGUUGGUACCUCCAAGUGUUGACAACUCCAAUGGUCCAAUCAAGUAUGUUGAUUUGAUUGUGCACGAGGAUGUGACCGGAUUUGAUGAUGAGGCAGCUAAUGUACCAUCUGAUAUUGAACCGUAUGACAAGAGUAGGGUCUGGUAUGUGGCAGCUCGAUAUGAAUAUGAUCAUUACAAGAGGAAGAUAGGCAGACAUCAGUUUACUAUUGGAAAUGGUUCAGUGGUAUCUGCUGGAGGUGUAGAGUACAUGAAUGGAGCACUACAGCCUGGACAGUCAUAUCUGGUUUAUGUUCGUGUUAUUGGGAUUGGAGAUGAUGGGGUGCAGGAGUUCUCAUCAGUCAGUAAGGCUAUAAAGUACACAACUGCGUCUGCAGAGAAUGAGUCAUCAUCAUCAUCAUCUGCAGGAGUAUCAAACUCAGUAAUAAUUGCUGUUACACUAAGUGUCAUCAUUCUCAUUCUAAUCGUCAUACUUUUUAUUUCUCUGAGGAAGAAGUACAGGUGCGUAAGAAAUGACGGAAAAUCAGAGCCUAUGAAAUGUGAUAACGUCAUUACUAAUUCUAAAGCGACAUCUGGAAUGAGUGAAUUUUUGGAGAAAAGCAAUGAGACAAUGACAGUUAAUACCUUAUACUCUAUGACAGGGAAAGGCAGCAGCACUGAAUCACAUAGUUAUGAAGAGGCUAGGACAGUUGCAGUUCAGCAAGACAGCAAGAAUGAGGAAGCACUGUAUGAGAGUAUGGAUGGUGAAGCAGCAUUUUAAUCUCAAUGUAAUAAAAGAUACUUUCUGCUAAUGAUUUGUGGCUUCUUUUAACGUUUUAAAUGCAUUUCUUAGUGCUUGCAUGUGUUUUAUCAAUGUGAUUGGCUUGUUUGUAUAUUAGCUAUAGAAGUGAGGAGGUAACCUUGUAUUGUUUGAGA
This is a messenger RNA of Corticium candelabrum, 2975 nucleotides long. RefSeq lists its product as uncharacterized. The transcript has 12 exons. NCBI's taxonomy places the organism in Eukaryota, Metazoa, Porifera, Homoscleromorpha, Homosclerophorida, Plakinidae. The record is from RefSeq and is a predicted model, not a curated record. Bases 1 to 2820 code for a protein of 939 amino acids. Gene Ontology annotation, molecular function: protein binding.